CGUCACGUUGACCCCGAUGGAGGAGUUCAUGGGUGCUGAGUUCGAGGAUUCGCUGUUCGAGGAGAGGCGAGAGCGGCCCAGGCCCGGCCCUGCCCCCACCUACACUGCCAAGGCCUGCGAGCCCCAGUGGUUUUGUGAGAAAAUAACCAGCAAGGAUGAUGUUGAAAUUCUAACCGUCAAAAAAUUCAGAGGAGAUUUGGCUUACAGAAAACAGGAAUUCCAGAAAGCCCUGCAGGAGUACUCCAACUGCUUAGAACUCUUGCCAGCGACCAAUUUUUCCAUGGGGCGAGACAUUUGGGAGAGUCAGGCCCGGUGCUUAGCCCAUCUAGGAAGGCCCAGAGAAGCACUGAGCAUAGCAGAAAAGCUGCGCCAAGAAGCUACGAACUCAGACCACUUAACCACAGUGCUGUACCUCCAGCUGGCCAUCUACCAGAGUCUGGGGGCCUUAGAAAAAUCAAUCCUGGCCCUUCAGCAGCUGGUCAGCCUGCAUCCUUUCAAUCCUUGGAACUGGAAGAAGCUGGCGGAGGUUUACCUCCGGCUUGGGCCUGCCAAAUCUUCCCCCUCAUCCCCUCCGCUGAACGGAUUCCCCUCAGCAGACCCAACUUUCCGAGCCCCUCUGACGUCGUCGGGAAGAGACGCUCCCUCGCGUUCCCUGGAAAGCCAGAACAGGCCGGAUCGACCUCGCACGAGGUUUUCUCCGGGAGUGGAGAGUGGAAAGGCCGCAGCCUCCUGUCACGGCCAGGAAAUGGAGGAAGGCCUCACCGGUUUUCCGGGCCUCCUGGCAGGAGGGAACCAACUUGAUUCUACCGUCAAAAUCAGGGUUCCGGAAGGAUCGACGGAGAUCCGGGUUAAUGCGUGUUCCUCCUUUGUAAGAUCCAGGCUUUUGUUCCAACUCAUCGAAUCUCAGCAGACCUCCUUUGCCUUGGAAAAAAACUUAAAAGCUCAGGAAGAAAUUGAAGAGCAAGUGAAAGCCUUUGGCUUUGAGGAAGAAACUUUAUUAUUGAUCUCUGAGGUCAUGGGAGAGGAUAUCAUUCCGGAAAAAGUCAAAGAUGAAGGUCACGCCGAAGUGAAAUGUGUCGGCUCUGCAGCUCUGGAUGCCUUAGUAAUCGCAUCCGUAAAAGAAUUUGAAGACAGGUGGUUCAGAAAGAUUGAAGAGCAUAUCAGGACUUUUGAAAAUAGGGGCCACUAGUAGGUAGACAUUUCAACCUAGCACCCAAUUUUAAAAGUUCUUGCUUCCGUUUGGCUUUUUCUGGUAUUUCAAGCAGUAGUUGUGGCUAAUAAGAGAUGUAGUGA
Molecule: messenger RNA, 1293 nt
Organism: Tachyglossus aculeatus (Australian echidna)
Lineage: Eukaryota; Metazoa; Chordata; Mammalia; Monotremata; Tachyglossidae
Gene: C4H8orf76
Product: chromosome 4 C8orf76 homolog
Exons: 6
Coding region: 17-1189 (390 amino acids)
Molecular function (GO): protein binding
Source: RefSeq, a predicted model, not a curated record